Molecule: messenger RNA, 1097 nt
Organism: Solanum pennellii
Lineage: Eukaryota; Viridiplantae; Streptophyta; Magnoliopsida; Solanales; Solanaceae
Product: photosystem I reaction center subunit III, chloroplastic-like
Exons: 2
Coding region: 262-948 (228 amino acids)
Biological process (GO): photosynthesis
Cellular component (GO): photosystem I reaction center; photosystem I; chloroplast thylakoid membrane
Source: RefSeq, a predicted model, not a curated record
UCUUUACCUAUGUGGUGGCCACGCGAAAAUAUGAGUAUCUGUAAUCCAUGGUUGCUGUUCAUCCACAGAUGGAUAAAAUUUCAUAAAAUCUCUAAAACUCACAAAAUCCAACUUUGUUAUCCAAUGAAAUCACUCCACGUAAGCUCCCUUUCAACUCCUUAUCCUCUCCCUUGAUCACUCACAAAUUCUAAAAACCAUCUCUUCAGUCUUCUUCUUCUUUCUAUCAUUUUCUUGAAAAAUAAUACUCUUAGAAAGAACACCAUGUCUCUAACUAUUCCAACAAGCCUUUCAAAACCCAUUUCAACAUCUAAAUUUGGGUCUCAAUUUACCACAAAACAAAGAACUUCAGCCAUUGUGUGUUCUUCAAACCAAACCCCUGUUUCUAAUUCAACAGAGGAAAGUUCUUCUUCAUUAAAGGCAUUCUCUGCAGCACUUGCUUUGUCUUCUAUUCUAUUGUCAGCACCAGUUCUUCCAGCUUCUGCUGACAUCUCAGGUCUCACACCUUGCAAGGAUUCAAAACAGUUUGCUAAAAGGGAGAAGCAACAAAUCAAGAAGCUUCAGAAUUCUUUGAAGCUUUACUCACCUGAUAGCGCCCCUGCACUUGCUAUCAAUGCCACUAUUGAGAAAACUAAACGCAGGUUUGACAACUAUGGAAAGCAAGGACUGUUGUGUGGAUCAGAUGGACUCCCGCAUUUGAUAGUGAGUGGUGACCAGAGGCACUGGGGUGAGUUCAUCACUCCAGGGAUCCUCUUCUUGUACAUUGCCGGAUGGAUUGGAUGGGUAGGAAGGAGUUACUUGAUUGCCGUAAGAGAUGAAAAGAAACCAACAAUGAAGGAGAUCAUCAUCGAUGUUCCGUUGGCUAAUAGACUCGUGUGGAGAGGCUUCAUCUGGCCUGUUGCUGCUUACAGAGAGUACUUGAAUGGAGACCUUAUUGAUCCUAAUGUCUAAUUUUGAUUACCCUUGUUUAAAUUUCUCUUGUUGGAGACUCGUGGAAUUAUACUUUCACUUGUUUAUAUCAAUGAAAGAUUGUGAAUUCUCCAUACCAUGUGUUGCUAGAUAAUGUGGCUAGUUCACUGUCUAAUGUUCUUUUUAUGAUU